Molecule: messenger RNA, 4934 nt
Organism: Leopardus geoffroyi (Geoffroy's cat)
Lineage: Eukaryota; Metazoa; Chordata; Mammalia; Carnivora; Felidae
Product: zonadhesin-like
Exons: 17
Coding region: 1152-3179 (675 amino acids)
Source: RefSeq, a predicted model, not a curated record
AGCACAGGUGGGAACAGUGUUUUAUGGAGUCUUGAAUGUUAGGGAGGUUUCACAGAAGAUUCUCAGGGUGGAAGGCUUUUGGGCUGAGCCUGAAAGGAUGAACAGUUUUCCCACAGCCCCCUUACACUUAUUAGUAUGCAAAUAGUCAUAACUCAAUACAUGCAUUCAUUUUGCAUUUUAACUAUGAUCAUGAUUAUCUCUGUUAUACAAAUGUGCCUUGUUAAGUUCUUAAAAUCCUUAUUUCCCUUAACAUUUCAAAAGUCAGGAAAAUCUGUCACCUCAAGUCAUACAUACAGUUGGUACAUGAGAAGUGCAAUAAAACUCUUGUAGAACAAAAGAAAUCUCUUUUUUUCACUAUAAAUGAGCUUGCUGGGGUGUUUAAUCAUAUUUCUUCUUUCCCUCCUCCAUCAAAUGUUUCCUUCAGGAAAGCCAUGGGGCAUGUUUGAGCUGAAUGCGUUUUAAAAACAAUGUUGUUUGACUUUGAUUUUUAAUCAGAAAUGCUUUGUUUUCUGUAAAUGUCUUUUGGCACCUGUAGUCUUUGUUCUCCCUUCUCUUCCCACCUGCCCCACAUCCUCAGACAAGGGAGACUUGGCUGAACACAGACAUCAUACUCAGGGCACUUUAGGUCACCUUUCAGAAGGUACUGAAAAGGGAGGAGGAGGCUCCCAUAUGGGGAGAGCUAUUUUCUGUCUCCAUUUUCUCAUCUGUAAAAUGGGCAUUAGCAAUAGUACUUAUCUUCUCAGUUAUUAUCUGUUGGAUUUAAAUGAAAGAUGUUAGAAUUGAGCCUGACAUGUAGUAGGUACUCAUAAAUGUUUUUUUUUUUUUUUUAAUUAUUUGUCCCUCUUUUCCUGUGUUUCACGAAUGCCGAUCUGUGUACCAGCUGCAAUAUAUGUCCUGGCCAGACAGAGGAGUCACUAGCAAUCCUGAACAUGUGCUCACCAUGGCGGAGGAAAUCCAUCACCUCCAGGGAUAUGGCCCCAGGCCCGUCUGUGUCCACUGCAGGCUGUGGGUGAACAGGUGUCCCGUGCACUGUGGACUAAACAGGUGCUCUUGACCCAGCCUCUUCGGCGUGGUCCUGGAGAUGAGAAAGCAGCGGCCUGCAGCUGUGCAGACAAAGGAGCAUCUCGGCGCCCGGGUCCCCGGCUCCCGCUAUGGCCGACACGGACACGUACGCGGUGGUGCAGAAGCGCAGGGCGCCCCCGGGGCCCGAGGCGGGGGCGCGGGGGCGCGGCGCGGAGGCGGCGCCGCUCUACAGCCAGGUGCUGCCGCGCGCCCGGCGGCCGCAGGCGCGCGCAGAGGAGGCGCAGGGGGCGCCGCCCGGGCGCGUUCUGGCUGACCAAAGCCCCGCUGGGCCUGACGCCUACGAGGACGUGGUGGAUGGAGCUCAGACCGGUGGGCUAGGGACAGCUGCCCUCUGUCACCGCAGUGGGGCCCUCUGCUACCUCCUGUGCCUCAUUGCCUGCCUGCCAGGCCAGGACUCCAUGGCUGGGAGCUGCCUGCAGUGCUCCAAGGACUUUCACUACCUUGGUGGCAGGACAGCUCAGCAGCCGUGCCUCACCAGAAUCUGCAGCCGGCUCCCAAGACUCAGAGAAAGCAAAGACUACCAGUGUUACCUGCCCAGGCCAGAGCCAAAAGCAAAGCACACUGCCCAUGUCUUCUGCCCUCUGGGCUACUUCUUCAUAGACAGAGUCCUUAGCUGCCAGCCUCGCCCCACAGGGCACUGGCCAAAGGACAGCAGUGGAAGAGGAAUGGAGGGAGGGCCCCUGCACCUGCGGGCAGAAGGCCACUUCUGCCCAGAUGGUGCCAUCACCAUGCCAUGCCUGGCCAGGACCUUUGAAAGCAGGAGGGAGACACCCCACCCCAACACCAGCUUCUGCUCAGCAGUUCUCAGCCAGUGUCUGCAAUGCCCAGCGGGAUACUUCUGCCCCAACCAAGCCUCCCAACCCAUCCCAUGCCAGCCAGGCACAUUUAGCCCGAAUCCAGGCCAGGAUGAAACCACAGACUGUGUUCCAUGCCCAGCAGGCAAGGCCUGUACCCAGGCUGGGCUGACUCAGCCAGAUGCAGAGUGCACACCGGGGUAUGUGUGCCCUGUGGGCUCUUCCAGCCCCAAUGCUCCCACCCAUGCCUGCCCACCCGGGACAUUCAGCAGCCGCAACAACCUCUCCGACCUGUCACAGUGUGAGGUCUGCCCCUCGGGAGUAGCCUGUCCUAGGGGAACUGGAAGUCCAAACUGGCCCCCCGUCCCCUGUCCAGCUGGCCAUUAUUGCCCUCUGGGCACCAAACGGCCGACCCAGUUCCAGUGUCCCCCAGGCACCUGGAGUAACCAGACUGGACUAACAGCAGUCGAGGAGUGUGUACCUUGUCCCAGGGGCUGGUUCUGUGUCACUGGAGCCCAGCUUCCCUCAGGGACAUGCAAAGCUGGGCAUUACUGCCCACAAGGUACAAUGUGGGGCACCCAGUUCCCUUGCCCAGCAGGCACCUACAGCUCUCAAGCAGGCAACAGCCAGAUGGAAGACUGUCUGCCAUGUCCCCCAGGGGCCUUCUGCCCCAGUGGUGCCCCCAAGCCCGUGCUCUGCCCACGGGGAACCUCCCACCAGAGUCUGGGUGCAAGGCUGGCUGUGGCCUGUGUGCUUUGCCCUGCAGGUCACCACUGCCCUGAGCCAGGCACUGCUACUCCACAGCCCUGUGGUGCUGGAAGCUUCUCUGGUCCAGGCCAUCUCUGGUGCCAAAAGUGCUCAGGAGGAAAGCUCUGCAAUCAGACAAAACUGGCCCGCCCCACAGCAUGUCCACCCGGGCACUACUGCCCAGCCCCAGGCCUGCUGACCAUCCCUUGUCCCAUGGGCACUUUCCGAGAGGCCCCUGGGGCAGCACGUGUGGAAGACUGCCAGCUGUGCCGCCCUGGGGCCUUCUGUGGCAGAACAGGCCUCACUGAGCCCCAGGGGCUAUGCAGUCCUGGGCACCACUGUGGGCCUGGUUCCAACACCUCCUCUCCGGUGAGUGCAGGCCCUCCUGGGCCUAAGGGAGGCAAGGCUGGCCUGAGCUCAGAGGCCUGGGCUGGAGUCAGGGGACACCAGUACCUACCUUUAGGGCUCACGGCUUCUUGGGGUAACAGAGCAAAAAUGGUGGGACGUUGCAGAGACAGAGCCAGUAAAACUGCAACCAUUAAACAUGGCCAAUAAAAAUGUGGAAGGGCCAAAGUAUUUAAUAUCAGUUUCCAGCUUUUACCUAAAAAGCCACCAAAUACAAAUAAGUCAUCAGUUAGGAAAAAGCACAACAGAGCUGACAAUUAAGACACAUGAACCAAAGCCAUUUCUGUACAAUAUGCAUCUACUAAUCAUCAAAAGUAAACACAGUUGCUGAGGCCCUAAGAAGACACCGCUGAGGGAUAGAGUCCAUUUCCAGUGGGCCGCACCUGGGCCCAGGCUGCCGGACAGCAAUCGUGAAACAUGUUGACAAGAGCCUCAAGGCAGUUUGUACCCUUUGAUCCAAUACUCAUGUGGGAAAGAACAUAAAAGGGAAAAAAAUGUCAUUCAUUUAAAUAUGUUAAAGAUGUUCAAAACACCACACAUUUUAACAGCAAAAGCACAACACAAAACAACACAAAGGCCCAGUAAUAGGAAAAUAUCUAAGCACAGAUAGGGAAUACCAUCCAGCUGGAUAAUAGGUGACAGUUAACAAUGACAGGUAGAUAUACUGUCGACUCAUAGAUGACUGAAAGAUGAUGCGUAGGUAAGAGUGAGAGAGAUAAGACCGACAGACAGAUGUGCCUUACCACAAGUGUAGCAGCACUUUCAGCAAAUAGGCAGAGAAGUGGGAUUGUUUAGGCUACUCAACAUUAAAAUUUAUUUCAUUUUUCUGAAAAGUUAAACUCCCAGGGCAUUUCCCAGAGGGGGGCGUAAGUCAGGUUGACGCGUGUAAAUAAGCAGGAGUGCACUACUGGCUGACUGAGGCAGGCCUCCUCACAGAGGGGUUCAGAAGGACUAUGAGGGAGCCCAGUGGAGAGAACCCCUUUUUCUCAACUUUUAAAACUCAACCGGACCCUCUUCCUCUAGGAGGGACUCCCCUUUGGCGACCUCUGCCCUGCUGGCCAUUUCUGCCCUGCUGGCACCAAGGAUGCCAGGCAGAGACCCUGCCCAGUUGGCACCUGGAAUGCAGAGAGAGGGGCACAGGAUGUGAGCUGGUGCCUGCCCUGCCCACCUGGGUUUUUCUGUGCUGCAGCAGGCCAGGCUGCCCCCAGGGGCCCGUGUGCACCAGGUGAGGGCAUCCAUAUCUCCCCCGAUGGCCCGGCAGGAAAAGCACCAAGCAGAGGAUGGUCAGGUCUGCCACCUGGGCUCUGGCCCUAGGACCCUCAGCUCCCGAGGUAGAGACAUGUUAGCGAGAGCUUAGGGGAAGUGUGCCCAGGUCAGUGAGGCUCGGCUUGGCCUUGGGAGGCAGGCUGGAAGCUACUAGGUUUCCCUUCUAAAUGGAUUGUUCCGAGUCCUGAGGCCUAGAUGAGGGGGAAGGAGAAGGAAAAGAAGGGCCAGGGAUGAGGAAGGGCAGUGGUGUUCCAAAGGCUAAGGAAGAGUCUUCUGCCUGCUUGGCCCGGGAAGGCCCAUCACCUUGUCUGUGAUUGGGACAACACUUUGACCUUCCCCCAAGGGCCUCUGGAUUGGGGGGGGGGGGGGUGGGUUCCACGUACAACAGAAUAUCCAUGGGUUCACUGGGGAGUGAAAUUUAGGUUCAGAUGGAUGAGACUCAGGCACUCUGCUCCACCAUCCUGCCACCCACCUCAGCCUCCCUUUGACUAAAUGGUGAACACGUAUUUGAAGGUGUACAUUCAAAGGGACCUAGUUAAUAGCUCAUCUGGGAUAUCCACAGAGCAUGUUGCCAUCAAAGCUGUUAUUAGUGUGGCAGGACCCUUAUGGAUGGGAAGGCAAGUAGCACAGCUCCAGCAC